GCGACAUCAAAGGCGCAGUGUCUGUCCCUCUCUCUCUCUGCGCUGCGGACCCCACAGGUGAGAAGCCGUUCAGUGACCCGUGAGCAGCGAUCCUCGAGCCAGCAAUGACGAGUACAGCGUGCAUUGUCCCUUCCCCCCUGGAGAUGGCCAUGGAGCAUCUGAUCGACGUCUUUGGCCAGUACUCCCAGAAGGACCAAAUGAAACAGACUCUGAACAAGCAGCAGCUCAGGAAGCUGAUGGACGAGCAACUGACCACACUCAUGCAGCACCACAACAACCAAAAGGCCAUCGACAAUGUGUUUAAAGACUUGGAUUUCGACGGGGACGGGCUGGUGGCCUUCGAAGAGUUCCUGUCCUUGGUCGCUGGUCUCACCAAAUCCUGCAAUGAUCGCCUACUUAUUAAAGAGCACAAACGCUUGACUAGCCAGACCAAACAAUGAGCAGAACAAGUCCAGGGAGAGAGAAAAAGUUGGAGGGGGUGGGAGGGAUCGACGCCAAGUAUUGGCAUCCUAACUGCACCAAGCAGCUCCGUGUUAAAAUACUUUUGUUUUGUAAUGAAUAAAAUGGCCCCCAAGGAGCAA
Callorhinchus milii (elephant shark) is the source of this 581-nucleotide messenger RNA. Its product is annotated as protein S100-A1. Gene Ontology annotation, cellular component: cytoplasm. The record is from RefSeq and is a predicted model, not a curated record. Gene Ontology annotation, molecular function: transition metal ion binding; calcium ion binding. The coding region runs from base 105 to 440 and encodes 111 amino acids. Lineage: Eukaryota; Metazoa; Chordata; Chondrichthyes; Chimaeriformes; Callorhinchidae. The transcript is spliced from 3 exons.